AUGUCGGCCUGGUUGCGGGAGUCGUUGAUGGAGGGCAGCGUUCGAGAAGAGAUCUCGGAUGAAGACUGGAGUCCUCCACAAGAUCAGGAUCCGAUCUGUCAGGGAAUGCCCGAUACAUCCACUGAUUCUUCCGUCAUGCAAAGAUCCUUGUGUCCGUGGCAAUGGCGGGUGAACUACGAUGAAGCGCGCGAGCCAAAGAUCAUCUCCGAGGCCCACUGCAUAUGCCGGAGGAGUCGCGGCGGGUCGGUGGCCUUCUGCCUGCCGAUCAAACGCGAAGUGCCGAUUCUGAAGCGGACCAACUGUGAUCCGGCCACCGGCAGAUGGGAAUACGUCCGCUCUACCGUUCCGGUGACAAUCGGUUGUCACUCGGUGCUCCCGCGAUCGGCACGAGCCACCCCGUUGAGUGCCCAUUACCGGACACCGUCAAACCCGAAC
Mesorhabditis spiculigera is the source of this 435-nucleotide messenger RNA. The record is from the annotation of a GenBank genome assembly. Lineage: Eukaryota; Metazoa; Nematoda; Chromadorea; Rhabditida; Rhabditidae.